AAAAUUAAAAAAUUCUUCCCCCCUAUAUUAGCAGAAUUUAAUUACAGCACCUUUCAUUAUGGUCCUUGGGAAAAGCAUGAUUAUGGAUGAAAAUUCUACCCAAAAUAACCCGAAUAACCAAAGUAGCAACAGAGACAGAAGAAUGGCUACAGGGGAGCAGCUAGUAUUGGAGCUUACCAUUCCCGAGCACAGGGAAAAUGCUCUCCUCGAUCUCUCCAAGAAACGUGAGCUGUUUCAAGACCUUGCUCCAAUGCUUUGGCAUUCUUUUGGUACUAUUGCAGCUUUAUUGCAGGAAAUUGUAUCUAUUUACCCGAUGUUGUCACCGCCUACUCUAACAGCAGGUGCAUCAAAUCGUGUUUGCAAUGCAUUAGCUCUUCUUCAGUGUGUAGCAUCUCAUCCUGACACUAGAGGUCUUUUCCUCAAUGCUCAUAUACCUCUAUAUCUAUAUCCUUUCCUGAACACCGUCAGCAAGUCACGGCCAUUUGAGUACUUACGUCUCACCAGUCUUGGUGUGAUUGGCGCACUUGUGAAGGUGGAUGACACCGAUGUUAUCAAUUUUCUACUUUCUACGGAGAUAAUUCCACUAUGUUUGCGGACAAUGGAGAUGGGAAGUGAACUCUCAAAGACAGUGGCAACUUUUAUUGUCCAGAAGAUACUCUUGGAUGAUGUUGGGCUAGCUUAUAUUUGUGCAACUGCAGAGCGCUUCUAUGCAGUAGGCGCUGUGUUGGGAAAUAUGGUUUCAUCACUUGCAGAACAGCCAUCUGUGCGAUUGCUCAAACACAUAAUUCGCUGUUAUCUUCGGCUUUCUGAAAAUCCAAGGGCAUGUGAAGCAUUAAAGAAUUGUCUUCCUGAUAUCCUGCGUGAUGCGACAUUUAGCAGUUGUCUACGGGAGGAUCCAACAACUAGAAGAUGGCUGACACAACUCAUUAUUAAUGUUAGCAAUGGAGGCGCAUCACCACGUGUAACAUCCCUGCAAGGUGGCCCUCUCUCUGGAGUGGAACGUUUAAUGUCUUGAUAGAUCAAAGCUUGUAACAAGACCUAUUUUGCAGUGUUAGAAAGCAUAUUUGACUGAGUAGCCAGUUGGGAUUAUCUGCAGUUUUAUGAGAUGUAUCAGAAGCUUUUGUACAUGAAGAGAAAGAAUAGAUCUGGUUGAGGAUAUGUGGAUUCUAAUGUGCUUUGGAAUUUAUGUUCCUUCAAAUAAGGAACUAUAUUUAAUUUCAUUUGGAUUUAUAUUCCUCCAAAUGGGAGGGAUGGUAUUCCUUGAAGUUGAGAAAUGCCUCGUUUGUAACUAUUCAUUAAGGUUGAAUAAGUGAUUGGCAAUUCCUAAAUAUUUAUAUAUACUUGUAAAAAUGGAGUUGUCGAAAGUGAGAUAGGGCAAUUGGAUUGCAACACUUCAUUUUUUGAAAAACAACAGAAGGUGCUAAAUGUGUUCAGAAAUUUAGUCCUGAAGUGUAUGCUCUUCCAUGGAAUGUAUUAGUUAUCUUGCAUACUAUAUGUACUCACUCUCUUAUCAUCUUUCUGAGUUUUUAAGUGCAGAUGCAAAUAUAAUAACAUAGAACACAUUUUAUUU
Molecule: messenger RNA, 1570 nt
Organism: Cryptomeria japonica (Japanese cedar)
Lineage: Eukaryota; Viridiplantae; Streptophyta; Pinopsida; Cupressales; Cupressaceae
Exons: 9
Coding region: 59-1015 (318 amino acids)
Biological process (GO): mRNA catabolic process; negative regulation of translation
Cellular component (GO): CCR4-NOT complex; CCR4-NOT core complex; P-body
Source: RefSeq, a predicted model, not a curated record